Molecule: messenger RNA, 4378 nt
Organism: Seriola dumerili (greater amberjack)
Lineage: Eukaryota; Metazoa; Chordata; Actinopteri; Carangiformes; Carangidae
Gene: clstn1
Product: calsyntenin 1
Exons: 19
Coding region: 168-3113 (981 amino acids)
Biological process (GO): positive regulation of synaptic transmission; homophilic cell-cell adhesion; positive regulation of synapse assembly
Cellular component (GO): cell surface; postsynaptic membrane
Molecular function (GO): X11-like protein binding; kinesin binding; calcium ion binding
Source: RefSeq, a predicted model, not a curated record
AGGGGAGAGUAGAGCGGCGGCGGCGACGACGGCCAUCUUAGAGCUACCGUGGUAACCGACACUCAUCUUCUGGAUUUUAUUUUUCUUGUUAGAGCAACACUCCACCUGACUGACGAGGGAAGAAGAAGGUUGUCUUUUACUUCGUCGCGGUUGAACUCGAAGUCGGGAUGCGGUUCCGAGGGAAUAAACGAUUUGCAUCCGCUGUCGGACUGGUCCUCGGACUAUUAUGUGCGGUGGAGGCAGCUAAAGUCAAUAAGCACAAACCAUGGAUUGAGACGACGUACCACGGGAUUGUAACGGAAAACGAUGACAAAGUACUUCUGGACCCCCCUCUAAUUGCACUGGACAAGGAUGCUCCUCUACGCUAUGCAGAGAGUUUUGAGGUGACCCUCACUGAAGAAGGUGAGAUUUGCGGCUUCAGGAUCCAUGGGCAGAAUGUCCCCUUCGAGGCAGUGGUCCUGGACAAGUCCACUGGCGAGGGGGUCAUCCGGGCCAAGGACAAGCUGGACUGUGAGUUACAGAAGGAGCACACCUUCACCAUCCAAGCUUAUGACUGUGGCGAGGGUCCUGAUGGCGCCAACAUGAAGAAAUCCCACAAGGCCACUGUCCACAUCCAAGUGAACGACAUCAACGAGUAUUCACCAGUGUUCAAGGAGAAGUCCUACAAAGCCACCGUCAUUGAGGGAAAGAAGUACGACAGCAUCCUGAAGGUCGAGGCCGUGGACGCCGACUGCUCGUUCCAGUUUAGCCAAAUCUGCAACUAUGAGAUCGUCACCCCUGAUGUGCCCUUCACCAUCGACAAAGAUGGCUUCAUCAAGAACACAGAGAAACUGAGCUAUGGCAAAGAACGCAUGUAUAAGCUGACUGUGACCGCCUACGACUGUGGAAAGAACCGUGCCUCUGAGGACGUGCUGGUCAAGAUCAGCGUUAAACCCACCUGCAAACCCAGCUGGCAAGGCUUCAGUAAGAGGAUUGAAUACGAGCCUGGCACAGGUAGCCUGGCCCUUUUCCCCAGCAUGCACUUGGAGACCUGUGAUGAGCCAAUCACCUCCAUCCGAGCCAGUAUUGAAUUGGAGACCAACCAUAUUGGGAAGGGCUGUGACCGUGAUACUUACUCUGAGAAGUCGCUGCACAAGCUUUGCGGAGCCAGUUCCGGCACUGUGGAGCUCCUUCCUGCACCCAGCAGCUCCGCCAACUGGACGGUCGGGCUGCCCACUGACAACGGACACGACAGUGACCAGGUGUUUGAGUUCAAUGGCACCCAGGCCAUCAAAGUCCCUGACGGCAUGGUGAGCACCAGCCUGAAGGAGCCCUUCACCAUCUCUGUCUGGAUGAGACAUGGCCCUGGGGCCCAUGAGAAGGAGACCAUCCUCUGCAACUCUGACAAAACAGAGAUGAACAGACACCACUACUCGCUCUACGUCCACAACUGCAGACUGAUCCUUCUCCUCCGUCAGGAUCCGUCAGAGGCCGAGAACUACAAACCAGCCGAGUUUCAUUGGAAACUCGACCAGGUGUGCGACAAAGAAUGGCAUCACUAUGUGCUGAAUGUGGAGUUCCCCACCGUGUCUUUGUUUGUGGACGGGACGACCUUUGAGCCCUUCCUGGUUACAGAGGACUACCCACUCCACCCCUCCAAGAUUGAAGCUCAGCUCACUAUUGGUGCUUGCUGGCAAGACAACUCAGGACAUGACAAUGACACUGAGACAGUCUCUGAGCCCACCUCAGGAGGAAACGCUCGAAUGGCUCAGUUUUUCCGGGGGAACCUGGCGGGGCUGAUGAUCCGCUCCGGCAAACUGGAGAACAAGAAGGUGAUCGACUGUCUGUACACCUGCAAGGAGGGCCUGGACGUGCAGCUGCCUGAGGAGGUGGCCUCAGCUGUCAAGGUGGAGUUCAACCCGAACCAGUCCUCUCUGACUGUGGAGGGUGACGACAUCGAUGCCUUUGACAAGGUCAUGCAGCACAUCUCCUACUUGAACUCCCGCCAAUUCCCUACUCCCGGCAUCAGGCAUCUUCGCAUCUCCACCACCGUCAAAUGCUUCAAUGAGGAGUCCUGCGUAACGGUGCCAGAUGCUGAGGGUUAUGUGAUGGUGCUGCAGCCUGAAGAACCCAAGAUCAGCCUGAGCGGCAUCGACCACUUUGCCCGCAGCGCUGCCGAAUUUGAGAGCCAGGAAGGCGUGACGCUCUUCCCCGAGCUCCGCAUCGUGAGCACCAUCACCCGCGAAGUGGAGGCUGACGCCGAGUCUGAAGCUGCAGAGGGAGCUGAUGAUGAUCCCACGGUCCAAGAGACAGUGGUGUCAGAGGAGAUCAUGCACAACCUGGACACAUGUGAAGUGACCGUGGUGGGAGACGAGCUGGACGGCGAGCAUGAGAGCCUGGAGGUGGACAUGUCCCAGCUGCAGCAGCGUGGCCUGGAAAUGAGCUCCUCUAACCUGGGCCUCGUCAUCACCGGUGUGAACACCAUGGCCAACUAUGAGCAGGUCCUGCACCUGAUCCGUUACAAGAACUGGCACACCGAGGCUCUCUUUGACAGGAAGUUCAAGUUGGUCUGCUCUGAGCUCAACGGUCGCUACAUCAGCAAUGACUUCAAGGUCGAGGUGAAUGUAAUCCACACAGCCAGUCCUGUGGAGCAUGCUAACAAUGCCAUGGUGCAGCCCAAUUUCAUUAACCCCGUCCAUCAUGCCUCUGUGGACCUGUCCGGUCACAACCUGGUCAACGCUCAUCAGGCCUCAGUGGUUCCCAGCGCUGCCACCAUUGUCAUUGUGGUGUGUGUUAGCUUCCUGGUGUUCAUGAUCAUCCUGGGCGUGUUCCGCAUCCGAGCUGCACACCAGCGGACCAUGAGAGACCAGGAGAACGGCAAGGAGAACGAAAUGGACUGGGACGACUCGGCUCUCACCAUCACCGUCAACCCCAUGGAGACAUACGAGGACCAGCACAGCAGUGAGGAGGAGGAGGAAGAGGAGGAGGAGAGCGAGGAUGGAGAGGAGGAAGAUGACAUCACGAGCGCUGAGUCAGAGAGCAGCGAAGACGAGGAGGGCGGGGAGCCGGAGGACCAGCAGGGGGCCAGCAGACAGCAGCAGCUGGAGUGGGACGACUCCACCCUCACCUACUAAAACAACACACACACACAGACACACAUCAGAAACCCACAUUACACUCAACACAAGCUCUCUCACACACACAAACACACACACACGCACACACCACCAACUCACGCUUACUCAGAUCCUCAUAGUCACUUUUCACACCCCCUCCUCCCACAGGUUCAUGUCUAAGGAGCCAUGAUGUUAAAAAAAAGAAAAGAAAAAAAAAACUACAAAAAAUAAAAACAAGAAUUCCCUUCAGCAUAUAUAUGGUCAAGGUUUUCCUGUUGUUACCUUAGUGGUGGUACUCAGUGUAGUGUAGUCAUCACCGGAUUGCUGAUUUUUACUGUUUAUUUUUUUAUUUAUUAUAUUUUAAUUCCCAGGAAAACUUGGCCUACAUUUGUUUUGAACUGUGUGAGGAAGCCAACCCUGCACUUUUUGUUUCCUCUCAGACGUAAGAAGUUCAAAUGGAGAAUAAUUUUUUUUUCCCUGAUGUAUAUUCUUGCUUAAUGCUUUUAGAUUUGUUUGCCGCUAAACUCACAUAUAGCUUUGACUUGAGUUUUCUUGACUUGUAGUCCACAGUGAAACAAAAUGAUGCUUUUAACAAGUAGACUGCAUUUUUUUUUCUUUUAGUGCAUGAGGAUAUUUAACAAGUCCUAUGUGUAGAGAAAUAAAUUGCUUUUUAAAGAUUUUGUAAAUAUAAAGAAACCAUGUAAUUAGUCUAUGUGUUAGUGAAGGCCUACUCAAUCUAAAACGACGCAGUACGUAAUGUAGAAUAUUUGUGUCACAGAGGCUGUAGCAUGUUGCAAAAUUUCCGCAAAAAGCUGUUCCAUCAUGCUUGUACAAAAAUGUCUGCUUCACGAUGAGAAACCCAGGACUGUUCAGCGGAGGUUUCCAUGACAAAGUGGUGUCUGUUUUGUCUUUUUUUUUUUUUUUUUUUUGCAGAGAAAAAUCAUGUCUUUUUCUUUCUCGUAGGCAGGACUGGUUGACAGUUUCAGCUUCAUACAUGCUUUGCUUUGCUUGCACAGGUGGCAAUGCUCUGCUCCAGGCGUCACGUGUAUUUCAUUCCCAGUAGAUCUCACUGUUGUACAGAUGGGAUUUUCUUUUUGUUCAGAGUAAUCAUGCUCAGAGAAAUGCUAAUGUACAAAUCGACAUUUCAUUUUGUGUGGAGCGGUACAAACACCAGACCAGCAGGUUCUGUAGUGCUGUUAAUCUUGAAAUAUGAGUAGUAACAUUUCUGCCAGUGUAUUUGGACAAGUAGAGAGAUUUCCUCAGCAGCUUUAAAAAAAAAAAAA